This is a messenger RNA of Cuscuta europaea, 1798 nucleotides long. NCBI's taxonomy places the organism in Eukaryota, Viridiplantae, Streptophyta, Magnoliopsida, Solanales, Convolvulaceae. The record is from the annotation of a GenBank genome assembly.
GGGUGAUUUGUGAUAAUAUUUUAUAGCUAUCACUUUUGUUUUGUGCCACCAGAAACCCAGUUGUGGGAUCGCCUUCCCAGUAAAAAUGACAGACACUCCGCCUGAGAAGAAGCAGAAGUACGGGGAUGUCCUCACUACAAGGGAUAACAGAGAAGGUAUUGAGAUCCUACAGCAGAAGUUGGAGGAGUGGGGUCAUUUGAGAUAUUAUUUUCAAUCUUUUAACAAGGAUAAGUUGUAUAAGCCUCAGUAUCAUUAUCAUAUAGCAUCAAAAUUUGAUGAAACAUGCUCAUUGAAUUCAAGCUUCAGUUUCUCAAUGGAUCCAGUGAUAAUUGGAGGGGUGAAACCUUGUUCCUAUUCUGAGUUGGAAAGCAUAACUGAUUUCAAGGUGCCCGAUAGCUUUGUUUCGAGGGCAUGUGUCGGACGAUUGUUCAGAGGAACCAUUAACAAGGGAUUUGAGAAACGACAAGUGAUUGUAAAAACGUGGGAUUUUCCCUUUCCUAGUGGAAUUCAUUUUCAUGACAUGCCAGCUAGGUUUUGUGACCUGAUUGAGCUUUACACAGACAAUGAAGUAAGCAAACAUCCAUAUUUGGCGAAGUUAUAUACGUACUGCUACGAAAAAAGGCUGGCAGCUGUCUUUGAUCAGAAAUUUACAGCUGUCUUGUCUGACAUGCUUCUCGAUGAUGGCUUUGGGUGGCAUAGUCGGAUUAAGGUGGCAACUCAGCUUGCAGAUCUCUUGGCAUGGUUGCAUGAUAAGAGGAUUGCAGUUGGCUCAGUUGAAGGUUCAUGUAUUAUGAUAGAUGAGAAAAUGAAUAUAAAGGUGCUUGGAUUUGGCUGUGUUUCUCGUCAUAUAGAUGAAGAUUCUAAACUUCCCGCGAGUAAAGUUUUUUAUAGAGAGGCUUUUGAAGUUCGUUGUGGAGGUGCACCAAUCUCUCUUUCACUCAUUUCCAGUAUAAAAAAGAUCUCUUUUAGCUUUCAUCCAAUAUAACUGACUGAUGUUUUGUUGAAAUUUAGGAUUGAAGUAGUAGAAAAACAACUGUAUUUGGUCUUUAAAUGGUUCAGAUGUGUAUAGGACAUUAGUUCAUCACCAUGAUCUUAAUAUUAUGUUUAUUGACAAUCAACAUGACAAUUCAGGUGUGAGGAUGAUGAAAUCUGAUGUUUAUGUAUUCGGGAUUCUACUAGUGGAGCUGAUAGCAAAAAAGAAGUACGGCUUCGAGAUGACGCUAUAUGAUCUAGAAUGCGACGUGGAGGAUAUGGAAUUAAAUGGCAAAAAAGGAUUGGUUCACGAGUCAUUCAAAGAGGUCGAUAGUAAAACUGCAAGGGUGAUCACGGACCUCACAAAGACGUGCUUGAAUAAGGAACCAACGAAGAGGCCGAAGAUGGAAGCUGUUUCUCGCUGUUUGGAGGGAUUGUGCAACCGUAGUCUUUAAAGAAUGUGUCUGUAUCUAUCUUCGUGUUUCUUCAUUUCCACUGUUUUUACUUUUUAACGCAUCUUCUCUUUGCAAUUGAAAUAAUGUCUGCAUGACUGCAUGACUGCAUCUAUCUUCUCUUUGAGAGCAUUGGACACCCGUAUUGAAGUAAUGUAUGCAUCUAUCUUCUAGUUCCGGUGUUUUUGAGUACCUGAAUAGUUUCACCUUGCAUCAAAUACAGAGAUAAGUUGUAGGCUUUUAAUGGGAGGGAGGAAAGUGUUCCUCUUUUGCCCGGGCCCAUUACAUAUUUACACUAAAUAAAAAUUGUCCCAUAUAGGACUAAAAAGUUCUUAAAAUUCCUAAAUAGGAUCUACUAUGUUUAUUUCCCUUAA